Molecule: messenger RNA, 7368 nt
Organism: Kickxella alabastrina
Lineage: Eukaryota; Fungi; Kickxellomycota; Kickxellomycetes; Kickxellales; Kickxellaceae
Exons: 1
Coding region: 1-7368 (2455 amino acids)
Biological process (GO): phospholipid translocation; endocytic recycling; intracellular protein transport
Cellular component (GO): plasma membrane
Molecular function (GO): ATP binding; ATPase-coupled intramembrane lipid carrier activity; ATP hydrolysis activity
Source: RefSeq, a predicted model, not a curated record
AUGUCAGACGGCGCUAAUCGCAACAGCGGCAACGGUGGCAAGCGGUCGCAGACUGUUUCCGGUUCUGCCGAUCAUCCAGACCGCAUCAAAAACAUCACACAUUCCAGUAGCACAGAGAAUGCAAUCGAACUUUGCGAUUUAGACCCACAGAAACACAAUACCAUCCCUAGAAAAGGCAGCAGUAACAGUAAUAGUGGCCGGCGAAAGCAGGACCGCGUUGAACUGCCAGUUAUUGACACUGACGUUAUUCGGCGGACAAACGUCGGUGGGUCGCAGAGCAUGCCGCCGUCGCCGACCUCAGCAGCCCUAUCAAGCGGCAGCCUAUUGUCUCCUCCAAAGCUGGCAGCGCAGAGCUUGCAACGGCAACUGAGCCAGCAAAAGCAUCCCUUAGCAGCUGCAGCAGGAGGAACUGCCGGACAUGUGAAGAGCGGGCGGAUGACAAAAAUCCCGCACUACGGUCGCCUGCGAAGCGUCACAGCGCGCGUACUACGCAUGAUGGACCCGCGCACACUGGCUAACCAGCUUAAACAGCAGCAGCAGAAGCAGCAAAAGCUGGCCGAUGAGAGCGCAAUUGCAGGCGCAGGUGCAGGCGUAGCAGGCAUGCUGAUUGAAGAUGACGGAGGUGGUAUGCACGGGAACACGGCGGCGGGUGUUCUUGGACAGAGCGUCGUAGACACCAUGAGGGAUGUGACGGCGGCAGGCAGGCGCAAGAGGCGGCACAGCUACGGGUCGGUGCCGCUAGGUACGCUGCUGUCGCUGGAGCUUGCGCAGCGUAAUAGUAUUGACAGGGGCGCAUUGUCUGCACAGCGAUGGAGCCGGAGCCUGUCGCGGCAGCCGACGCGUGGCAGCCAUGCUGAUUCGGUGUCUGAGUUUGAGCCCGAGGCCGAAUCGCUGGCGCCCAGCGAGCACCGCUUUCUGGCAUCUGAGGCGCAGAGCAUUGCCGGUGGCUUGGCUCAGGCAGCGGCAGCGUACGACUCGAUCAUCGCGAUUCCGAUGCCCGGCUUUUUCCUAGACGCAGCGUCGGACGAGUGGACCGGCGGCCACUCGUUCCGACAGCGCAUGCGCUACCCUGACGAGGACAUCGCUGUGCCGGCGUCGCUGACCAAGCGCGUGCACUACGAGGUAUCCUACGACUACCCGAAGAACGUUAUCUCGACAGCACGCUACAACGUCGUCACGUUUUUGCCGGCGCAGCUAGCGGCGCAGUUUUCCAAAGUGGCCAAUAUUUACUUUUUGUUCAUUGCUGCUCUGCAGCAGGUGCCCGGGUGGUCGACGACCGGCCGCUGGAGCACCGUAUUACCGCUGUGCGUCUUUGUCAGCCUAUCGAUUGCCCACGAGGGCUUUGACGAUCUGAGGCGGCAUCGGAUGGAUCACGCGGAGAACACACAGCGUACGCGUGUGCUCAAGGUCAAGGUGCAUGACCGCGAGCGCGUGUCGUUCCGGCUCCGCGAGCUGCGCAGCCGCGGUUCGCACAGUAUCCACAGUUUCCGCAUGCGCAGCUCGCAGAGCAUCCACGACAUUGGCCGCAAUACGCUGGACGGCGCCAGGCGUUGGGCCAGCAACGCCAUUGGCAUCGGGUCGACUAUCAAACAGUCCAUUGUUUCGCGCAUGGCCGAGAAGCGCCGCAAGCAGCGCGAGCUCGAGGACUCGGACGACGAGGAUGAGCAGCCAGCGGCCGCUGGUGCUGGCGAUAAUGCCGAGGGGAAACUUGGCGAUGACGACGCUGCUGCCAUAGGCGAGUAUGGUGCCGAGUCUCUGCUUAGGCAACGCAUCACCCGCGGUGUGAUGAGUCUGCGCAGCUUGCGCACUGCCACGCAGCGGGGAGGCGACUCGCAGGCGGCGACACCUACCGAUGCUACUGCGACGUUUGCCGGCGACAGUAGCGAGCCCGUGGACAACGGGGAUGACGGCGACGGCGACACUCCCAAUGGGACCCAGUUCGUGCCUCGUCACCAGCGCCAAGCGUCGCGGGUGGGCGGCGCCAGUCUGGCAAUAAGUGGUGAGCCCAUCUACCGGCGGCGCGAAGGCCCGAUGGUUGCGUUCAACGAUGUUGUCGAAGAGAUGUCCUUUGGCGGCGAUGCCGAAGACAGCGAGCAAAUCAUCAACCCGCUACCAGAAAACAUGAGCUGCCGGUGGAAGAACAAGCGGUGGGAAAACGUGCAGGUCGGCGACUUGAUGAAGAUUCAGAAGGAUGAGUGGAUCCCAGCCGACUGCAUCGUCAUUGCGUCAACGGGCUUUGACGGCACGUGUUUUGUGGAGACAGCGGCGCUGGACGGCGAGACAACGCUGAAGCAGAAACAGGCCCUGGAUGCGACCAACUCAGAGAUCCAGACGCCCGAGCAGCUGGCGGCCUUCAACGCCUUUACAUACGUUGAGCCGCCGUCGCCCGAGCUGUAUAACUUUGAGGGAUACAUGGAGAUUGACGGCAAGCGCUUCCCUUUGACGCCCAACCAGCUGCUGCUGCGCGGCUCAGUGCUGCGCAACACCGCGUACGUGUUCGUGCAGGUCGUCUACUCAGGCGAGCAAACGCGGCUGCGUCUCAACGCCACGCGCAACGUGCGCACAAAGGCGCCGCAGAUCCAGCGCAUCACCAAUCGCAUUGUCAUUCUGGUAUUUGCGCUCCUCCUGGUACUGUGCUUUAUCUUUUCGGCCCUGGGCAUCACGUGGAACAACUCGGGCCGCAACGGCCACUGGUACCUGGACGGGAUGCGGAUGCCGGCGACGGCUCUGAUCUUUGGAUACCUGGUCAUGAUGAACGCGCUGAUUCCCAUCUCGCUGUACGUGACGCUGGAGGCUGUCAAAAUCUUCCAGUGCUGGUUCAUCCAACAGGAUCUCAGCAUGUACCAUGCGGAGAGCGACACGAGAGCUGAGGCGCGCACGACAGCAAUUAAUGAGGACCUCGGCAUGGUGCGCUACGUUUUCAGCGACAAGACAGGCACGCUGACGGAGAAUAUCAUGAAGCUGCGCGCUGUUAUGGUGGCCGGCUUCUCGUAUCUGCACGUCGACCUGGACCGUUUGCAGCAGCAGGCCAAAGACAGCUCAGUACCAGCGACAAACCCGCUGACAGGUGAGGCUGCUUUUUCUGCCAAUGAUCAGCAAGGCGCCGGCGGUGGAUUGCCAAACAUGAACCGCAGCACGUCCAAGCUGUCCUUUUUGCGGCCAAGCACGCCGUCCCAGCAGCAACAGGGCACAUCGGGACGCCAGUCCCCAUCGAUAUUCAAGUCGCCGAUAUUCAUGAGGGAGCACCGGCGGCAGCACAGUAUGCCUGUGUCGAUGCUCGACGGAAACGACAACCAAAGUGGGCUGGGCCAGGGCCAGAGUGGAAUGGGCCAGCGCACGCUGCAGCAGCUAGCGCUGACCAACCGUGUAGCCUCAGGAGGAAGCGGCAACAAUGGUCUGCGGCCGCAGUUUGCUAGACAUAUGCGCGGGCUAUCGGCGUCAGUUUUGCGAAUGGGUAGCAAUGGCAAUGACAAAUCGAGCGUAACAAGAGCGCCUCUGACGUCGCCAUUUGCCAUUGCUGACAACGAUAACAGCAAGCAGUCGGAGGAAGCAGAAAUUGAUCCUGCAGAAGAUCCCAGGUCAAUCGAGCUGGAAGAGAGACAUUCUCAGGACGAUCAUACGACGACAGGCGAUGCAGCGCAUCUCGAGGCAUCCCUCGGCGACAACAGCCGCGAGGCAUCGGACCCCGACAUCGCAAUGCCUGGCAGCGAUUCCGAUCCGCGAAUGCACACGCUAGCUAGUGAUGACGCGCCCGUCUCUGACCUGCAAAAACUGCCAUCAUCCCGACGCAUCAUGGACAGCAUCGCUGUUCCGUCAGAGGUAUUCCGCGCGCGCGCCGAGUGGUUCUUGCGCUGCAUCGCGUUGUGCCAUACGGUGCAGCCUGAUCGUGAUCCGCUGACUGGGCGCAUUACCGGGUACCAGGCCAUAUCGCCUGACGAGAAGGCGCUGGUGGCCGCGGCGGCUGAGCUUGGGUACGUUAUGAAUAACCGUGCCGGCCCGCUGGUGCAGUUGCGCGUGGUGGCAUCGGAACGCAUGCGUGAUUUCAACAGCGCACUGGUGCACGGCCUGAUGACGCCAACGGAGGUCCCUCUUUCUACCCCCGGCAACAGCGGAGGCAAUAGCGGCAGUAGCGGUGACAACACCAGCCAGGAUCCCAGUACAUUGGCGCGCAAGGACGCGCAGAGCACAGCGUCUACAGGCGAGACCGCGCAUGUGAGCUUUGCUGACGCUCCACCCCCUUCGCCCAUCGCCGACAGUCAAGACGCCGGAGAUGCCGCUACCGGAAUGGAUUCCAAAGACGCAGACGCAGAAAGCUUUGAUCGCGGCGUGCCUGCGCCCGACCCUACCGAUCGACUGGGCAACUACGAAGUGCUCGACGUGCUGGAGUUCUCCAGCGCGCGCAAGCGCAUGUCAGUUAUAUACCGGUGCCCUGACGGUCGCAUUGUAAUGAUGUCCAAGGGCGCAGACUCGGCUAUCUGGCCGCGGCUUCUUAAGACCGACCGUAUUGAGUCUAAACCUGGCGACGUGUCAUUCAUGCCACGGCCGUCGGCGCCUGAGCGUGUGGGCGGCGGCAGCUUUGCCGGAUUUAACGGCAGUUGGCUGCCAUUGCGGCGUAAGCUGUCUCACCCGAGCGCCGCAUAUCUGCACUCGCGCAACUCUUCGGUCGCCAGCGCAAGCAAUUUGGAUAUUAUGCGCUUGGGCGGCCAGCAGCAGCAGCAACAGCAGCAGCAGGUGCCAGAGAGCGGGGUGUCGCCUAGGGCACUGGCACGUCUGGUUGACACUGCACAGCAUCAACCGAGAUCACGCACUUUGUCGGGACUCAGCCUAGCGACAGGGCUUGAUUUUUCCAAUGACUACGCGCAAGACCAAUUGGCAGAGUACGGACAGCUCAAAACGUCUGCCGAGGCGGCAGCAGCAUCCGUCGCCGGCGGCAGCGGCGCGUUGGCGGCUCUGCGGCCAUUCAGACCGGCGCACCGGCGGUUAAUGAGCGACUCGCAGUUCAGCGCAGUCAGCGAUGCCAGCAGUUUUGGCGACACGCAGGGACACGUCGAAGUACCCGAUGUGUUUGGUCAGCCGUCGCGCGAGGAGGAGGAAUGGACGAGGGCCAAGGCGCUCGAGGCCCUGCACCAGUUCUCCACAGAGGGUUUGCGCACAUUGGCGUAUGCGCAUAAGGAGAUCAGCGAGUCAGCGUACGAGUCCUGGCACCAGCGAUACAUGGUGGCGACGACAGCGCUGGUUAAUCGCCAGCAACAGGUUGAGGCGGUGUGUGAGGAGAUCGAGGGCGAUUUGCUUCUUUCGGGUGUAUCGGCCAUCGAGGAUCGCCUGCAGGCCGGCGUGCCUGAGACCAUCUUCAAGCUGCGCCGCGCGGGCAUCCGUGUGUGGAUGCUGACCGGCGACAAGGUCGAGACGGCCAUCAAUAUUGCCAAGUCCUGCCGACUCAUUGACACAGACGUUGUGGAAACGACCAAGAUGGAUGAGAGAACGGAGCUGGGCGACCGCAUGACGCUACUGGUCAUGCAGUCGAUGACGGACCGCGGGGAGCUGGACCGCAUUCUGUCGCAGGCCCUGGCCACUGCGCGCGCCAUGACGGCCACGGCCACCGUUGACGAGCGGUUUGAGAGCCGGUCGCGGAUGGAGAAACUGCGCCGCGGAAUGAAGCGCUUUGGCGGAUUCUUUGUCCCGUCGCGCGUGCGCAGCCGCGCAGAUGCCUGCAUGGAGGAGCCCCUUUUGUCCGGAGACAAUAAUAGCAGACUGAGCAGCAAGUCGCCGGCCAUUGCGGCAGAAGUUGGACACCACCGGCGCCUGGAUCAGAACAUCGUUCAAAACCAAGUUCAAGGCCAGGGCCAGCAGCCAAUUGCCGGCGGUGGUGGUGCGGCUGCGAUCUCGGAGGUUGGGUGGGCAGACGAUGUGCAGCGUGGCGCUACGCCCACGACACUGCUCGGCCUGGCCAAGGACUCGCGUGCCAAGCGCACGCUGUCAAUCUCAACGGACGUCUCGUCACAGGCGAGCGACGCAACACGGGCAGCCGCAGCAGCAUCGAAGCAGCCGACCAUCAACAACGCCAACACCGUAAGCGAGCCCAAGAGCCAAGGCGCGUCGCUCGCAGUGGUCAUUGACGGCGAGACGCUAGCCACCAUCGAGGAAAGCGGCAGCGGAGCAGCGGCCGAGGGCGGACUGCUCGACAAGUUCUUGACGCUGGGCACGUUGUGCGACGCGGUCAUUUGCUCGCGCGUGUCGCCGUCGCAGAAGGCACUGAUCGUGCACAACAUGCGGGUGCGCUGCGAGCGCGGGUCGUCGCCAAAGACUCACCAAGGGUGGUGGGCACGGGCAACACAGCUGCUGCGGCACGACAACGACCGGUACAUGGUGACGCUGGCCAUUGGCGACGGCGGCAACGACAUUGCAAUGAUUCAGGAGGCGCACGUCGGAAUUGGUAUCGCCGGGCAGGAGGGGCUUCAGGCGAGUCGCGCGGCAGACUUCUCCAUCGGGCAGUUCCGGUUCCUGCAGAAGCUGCUGCUGGUGCAUGGCCGGUGGAGCUACGUUCGCGUGUCGAUGUUUAUUAUGGGCACGUUCUACAAGUGCAUGUCGUUCUACCUGGCGCAGCUGAUAUUCCAGUUCUACACCGGAUUCAGCGGCACAUCCUUGUUUGAGAGCUGGACGCUGUCGAUGUACAACACGCUGUUCUCGAUUCUGCCUGUGCUCGUCGUUGGUAUUUUCGAGCAGGACUUGCGGCCAGAGACGCUUCUAGCGUACCCUGAGCUGUAUCGCGAUAUGGGUCCGCGGAACCACUUGUUUACUGUGCCGCUUUUCAUGCGCCGCGUGAUGGUCAUUGGCGUGUUGCACUCUGUCGUCGCAGCGUACUUCCCCUUUGCCACCGGGCUGUUCUUGGGCGAGAACGCGUCGUCGGACGAUAUGUUUACCACAGGCUUUGUCGUCUACAGCAUCAUGGUACUCGUUGUCACGCUGAAGAUUGCGUACCUGGACGUGCGCCGGUGGGUGGUUUUCUCGCACAUCAGUGUUGUCGUCACGCUGCUUGUGUGGUUUGGGUGGAACGGCGUUCUGGCGCACGUCUAUCCGCCCUCUUCGGGCGACGGCUAUAUUGUUCUCGGCACGUUCUUGCGGCUGAUGCGUCAGGGCAACUUUUGGUUCCAGUGGAUCAUCUUUGCGGCUAUUGCGCUGUCGCUCAAUGUGCUGAUUAUGCUGGUGUACAAUGUGAAGGAUCCGGUUGAGCAUCGGAUUACGUCGUGGGUUGCUUUUGAGAGAAAGCAGGAGCACGAGAGGAAUAGGCUGAUGAGACAGGCUUGGCUGCAGAGCAAGGGCGCAUUUGGCCGGCUUGUCGGCGGCCGAUCAAUGUCGCCACCUUACUGA